UUAAGUAAAUAGUAGUCAGUCUGUGUCCAGACGCGGUGGCACUAACAUCGCAGGCCAAGAACGUUUCGUGCGCUCGUCCUGCAUUAAAAAUUAAUUUUUUUUUUUUAACAAUAAUUAUCAAAUAUUAUUCCUCAAAAACCGGACUAUCAAGACUCAAUAAUUUUAAUAACAAUCAUAACAAUAUAAAAUUUAUAUUAAAAUAAUACUGCCAACAGUUAUUUUUUUAAUUGAAAAAUUUUUUUAAAUCACACUUAGAAAAUUAAAAAUUAAAUAUUUCCGUUUUAUUUUUUUUUUUAAAUAAUAUAGUGUGAACUGACGGAUAUCUCAAUGACUUUUAAAAAUUAAUAACAUGUAUUAAUCAAUUUUUUUAUAUCCACGUGAAGUGAGUGAAUCAAGUGUAUAAUUUUAUAUAUUUGUUUUACAACUUUAUAUAAAUAUAUUGGAGUAAAAAUAACUGACAAUUAAUAUUUUUAAAAAAAUUUAAAAAAGUUUAUAAAAAUGAAGCACGAAGGAAAUAGUUCACGAGAUGAUGAUAACAAUGGAAUAUUGAUGCAGCCAACAAAAGGUGGUGUGCCUUCACAAAUUCAGAUUGUUCCAAUUCAACCAAAAACAAUAACACAUUUGCCAAAACGACCACCAGUUGAUUUGGCAUUUACAGAUUUGGUAUUUAAAGUACGAGAAGGAAGAAAAGCAAAUGUAAAAACAAUUUUAAAGUCCGUUAGUGGACGACUUAGAUCUGGUGAACUUACUGCAAUUAUGGGACCAUCUGGAGCUGGAAAAUCUACCCUGUUAAAUAUUUUAACUGGCUAUAAAUCAAGUGGAACUGAGGGAAGCAUAACAAUAAAUGGUCAUGAAAGAAAUUUAAGUUCAUUCAGAAAAUUAUCAGCUUAUAUUAUGCAGGAUAAUCAAUUACAUGGUAAUUUGACUGUUGAAGAAUCCAUGAAAGUUGCAUCUAGUUUAAAACUCAGUAAACAUAUUUCAAAAGAGGAAAAAAAUGAAGUGAUUCAAGAAAUUCUUGAAACACUUGGACUUGCUGAACAUCGUCGCACAAUGACCUCGAACCUUAGUGGUGGCCAGAAAAAAAGACUCUCAAUAGCCCUUGAACUGGUCAACAACCCCCCGAUCAUGUUCUUCGAUGAACCAACAAGUGGAUUGGAUUCUUCGUCAUGUUUUCAGUGUAUAUCAUUAUUAAAAACACUUGCUAAAGGCGGAAGAACAAUUAUUUGUACCAUUCAUCAACCAAGUGCUCGGCUUUUUGAAAUGUUCGAUGCACUUUACACUCUUGCUGAAGGCCAGUGUGUUUAUCAAGGAUCAACAUCACAACUCGUUUCAUUUCUAAAAUAUCAGGGUCUUCAUUGUCCAAGUUAUCACAAUCCAGCAUCCUUCAUUAUUGAAGUUGCUUGUGGAGAAUAUGGUGAUAAUAUAUCAAGUCUUGUUUCGGCAAUAAAUAAUGGUAAAAAUGAUAUUCGUGAAGGUAAUCCAUUUCCAGAAACAAAAGGUGAUAAUUUAAAUAAUGUCAAUCAAAAAAAUGGCACAACAAAAAAUAUUGAAGUUAAAGAAGAAACAAAACAAGAUGAUAAUAUUCCAGAUAAAAAUGAUGCUAGUAAUAUACAAGAUAAAUAUACUGAUAAAUUACCCAUUGAAAAUUCAACCAAUAGAGGAAUAUUACCAAAAUUUGCAACUAAUGAUAUUGCAAAGCACAGCAAUGAAGUUGUGAUAUCAAUAGCAGAAAAAGUUGAUAAUAUAACUGUUAAUACUUCACUGCUGGAUGAAACAAUUGUUAAUACUCCCGAGAGAUAUGCAACAAGUGAAUUUACACAAUUUUGGGUUAUUCUCAAAAGAACAUUACUAUUCAGUUAUCGUGAUUGGACUUUGAUGUAUCUCAGAUUAUUUGCUCAUAUUCUUGUUGGUAUUUUAAUUGGUUCUCUUUAUUAUGACAUUGGUAAUGAUGGCCACAAAGUACUAAGUAAUCUUGGAUUUUUAUUUUUUAAUAUGUUAUUUUUAAUGUAUACCUCAAUGACAAUAACAAUAUUAUCUUUUCCAUUGGAAAUGCCUGUACUAAUGAAAGAACAUUUUAAUAGAUGGUACUCAUUGAAAUCGUAUUAUUUAGCAAUAACAGUUUCUGAUUUACCAUUUCAAGCUGUUUUUUGUACAAUUUAUUUGGUUAUUGUUUAUAUUAUGACAUCACAACCACAAGAAGGAUUUAGAUUUGGAAUGUUUUUGGGUGCAUGUUUAUUAAUAUCAUUUGUUGCACAAUCAGUUGGUCUUGUUGUUGGUGCAGCAAUGAAUGUACAAAAUGGUGUAUUUCUAGCACCAGUUAUGUCUGUACCAUUUUUAUUAUUUUCGGGUUUCUUUGUUAGUUUUGAUGCGAUACCAGUUUAUCUAAGAUGGAUAACAUACUUGAGUUAUAUAAGAUAUGGUUUUGAAGGAACGACACUAGCAACUUAUGGAUUUGAUAGAAAAAGAUUAGAUUGUACUUGUGAUCCAAAACCAAAUUGUACUGCAUAUUGUCAUUUUAAAAAUCCAAUGACAACACUUGAAGAACUUGACAUGGUACAUGCAGAUUAUACACUCGAUGCUCUUGCUCUUGUUUUAAUAUUUCUUAUCCUGAGAGUUUCAGCAUUCUUGUUUCUUCGUUGGAAAGUAAAAUCAGGACGAUAAUAUUAAAAAAUAAUUAAAUUAAUUAAAAUAAUUAAAUGUAAUUGCUUAAUGAAAAAUUUGACAUCAAUGAAGAGUGCCAGUUAGUUAUGAAUCUAAUAUACAAGACAAAUUUAUAAUAUGAUAAAAUUAUUAUUUGUCGUUUUGAUGAUUAUAUGGGUUUAAUUUUAAAAUAUUUUAAUACAAUUUGACAAAAUAAUUUGAUCUUAAAAAUUUUUUAUUUGAUGUUUUAUUCUUGAAUGAUAUACUAGUUUAAUAAUUUUUUUAAUGUCAAUUACUUGACACUUGGCAAUGAAAAUUCUUAAUUCGUGAAUGGCUGUGGAGUUUUCACUUUUAAAAAAUAAAAACAAAAUUAUAAAUUAAAAAAAUGGAGGAUUAAACAUAAACUACCUCCAUCUUAAUGGGCAAUAAUAUUUUUAUAAGUUUAUCUUGCCAGUUUUAAUAGACCAAAUACUACUAACUCGUUUUUUUUUUUUCUUUCCUGCCUAUUCUUUUUUUUUUUUUCUUAAUUUUUUUUUAUACAUAUAGGUAAAAUUACAAAUAAAAAUUUUGAACGUACUAUUUUAACAAUUCUCGAUAAGCAAAAAUUAAAUGAGAAUAUAUUUGAUACCUGGAAGAAUGAAAGUUAAU
Aphidius gifuensis is the source of this 3288-nucleotide messenger RNA. RefSeq names its product ATP-binding cassette sub-family G member 4. Gene Ontology annotation, cellular component: plasma membrane. The record is from RefSeq and is a predicted model, not a curated record. Lineage: Eukaryota; Metazoa; Arthropoda; Insecta; Hymenoptera; Braconidae. Gene Ontology annotation, molecular function: ATP hydrolysis activity; ATP binding; ABC-type transporter activity. The transcript is spliced from 12 exons. The coding region runs from base 499 to 2661 and encodes 720 amino acids.